Messenger RNA from Rhineura floridana, 4459 nucleotides. It is a transcript of the gene PAQR4, whose product is annotated as progestin and adipoQ receptor family member 4. Gene Ontology annotation, molecular function: signaling receptor activity. Bases 474 to 1292 code for a protein of 272 amino acids. NCBI's taxonomy places the organism in Eukaryota, Metazoa, Chordata, Lepidosauria, Squamata, Rhineuridae. The transcript has 3 exons. Gene Ontology annotation, cellular component: membrane. The record is from RefSeq and is a predicted model, not a curated record.
GUUGGUGGGCCCUGGAGACGGACGUGGUUUACAUAAUUUCAUUUUAUGCAUAGCACAAAAACCCCAAUCCGGGCAGCCACGUGCGAGCGAAACCGACUGCGGUACAGAGACUAUGCAAAUAAGCGGAGGGCUUGUGGGCGGGGCUUGCGUGGAAGCAUGCCGAGAAGAACCCGCAGGGCGCGUAACAGAGAAGAGGUGUGGAAAAAGGCUGUUGUGGGAGGAGAGUAAUGAUACCCGCAUCUAUUAUGUUAAUAAGGACGGUGGGCGGGACAGGAUUGUGAGCUCAACCCGGGGUGGGGAGCGAAACGAGGGGGAAGCCCAAGGAAGAGCUGCUGGUUGCGGCGAUAGCAUCAGCGACGGCAGCAGCAGCAGCAGCAGCAGCAGCAGCAGGAGGAAGAGGAAGAAGGAAGAGGAGGAGGCGAAGGAGGAUGCAGAGCCCGGCCAGCAGCUGACCCCGGGGGGGGAGCCCGGCCAUGGCCUUCCUGGGGGGGCCCAGGCUCCUGGACUGGGCCAGCUCCCCCCCUCACCUGCAAUUUAACCGCUUCGUGCUGACGGGCUACCGGCCGGUCAGCUCCGGGUCCGGCUGCCUCCGCAGCCUUUUCUACGUGCACAACGAACUGGGCAACAUCUACACCCAUGGUAUCCCUCUGCUGGGGUGUCUCUUCGUGCUGCCCUUGACCAUUCCGUGGGGCCGAAUCUCAAUAGCAUGGCUAGGAAUCGUGCACUACCUGGCUUGUAUCUUUCCACAGCUGGGCAGCGUGCUCUAUCACCUCUUCAUGAACCACGAGGGAGGCCCUGUCGUCUACCGUACCUUGCUCACCCUUGAUAUGUGCGGGAUAUGCAUGGUCAACACUUUGGGUGCUCUCCCAAUCAUCUAUUGCACGCUGGCCUGCACUCCGUUUCCCCGCACAGCUGCCCUGCUGGCCUACACAGGCUUGUCAAGCUACGGUAUCUUUUGCGCAGUGACUGCCAGUUCCAGUGUCCGGCGCCUACGGGCUUUUGCCUGGCAAGCCCUCUUCCGCUUUUUCUUCUUUUACCUGCGCUCGGUGGGGCUGGGCACUGGCCACCCCUCCUCACUGCGUUCAUACCUCAUAAUGGACGGUUUGGCUUUUCUCGGGGGCGUCAUCAACAUCUCACGGGUGCCUGAGCGCUGGAAGCCGGGCCGCUUUGACUACUGGUUCAACAGCCAUCAGAUUAUGCACGUGCUGGUGGUGGUCAGUAUCCUCUAUCUCCACUGGGGAGUAGUGGCUGAUCUACAGUGGAUUGCCAACUACAUUUGCCCGAUGGAAUGACUGCACCAUGUCUGGAUCCCACCCUUCCAAAGAAGAACCCCACUGAUUUGAAAAGUGAGGGACUUCUGGUGUGUGGGCCACAAGUUCUCAUCAAUCAAGGGCUGACACAGAAAAGAAAGGACUUUUUUUAUAUAUAAGCCACUCAGAAAAGAGUCAUGUUUUUUCCUCUCUGCUGGGGUUAUGGUUUUCCAUUGCUUGAGUGUUUGUGGAUAAACAUGUAUAGGAUUUGGAAACUCUGGGGUCUACAGCAAUGGAUUUCCACUGGUUGAGGUGCUUCUAGAUCAGUUUGUGGUCAAUUGUUCUUCCAAAUUACCAUCUAGGGCACUGUUCUUCAAACUUGGUCCCCAGAUGUUGUUGGACUACAACUCUCAUCAUCCUUGGCCAUUAGCUAAACUAGCUGGGGUUGAUGAGAGUUGUAAUCCAACAACAUCUGGGGACUCAAGGUUGAAGAACAGUGAUGUAGGGGGUAGUGUUGGUGUAAGCAUUCUUUUGUUAAGAACUGUUUUAGUUUGCUGACUUACAGUCUCAUAUGACUUGUGGGAAGUUAUCAGUGGUGUUAGGAAAGGUUUUCCAUACUUGAAGCCCGUUGCAUACAUUCUUGUUGGCUGCAGCCCUUUUCCCAUCAGAGAUAGACUCCCCUUAGCUUUGGUGGUGACCAAGGAAGAACACCAUUGUUUUGGACAUCUUUUUCACCUAUUUUGAGGGUGACAUAUGCACUGGGCAAAUAGAGAUUCAGUAGAAGAUGCUUGUUCAGAGUACAGCCUCUCUGCUUUAUAGAGGCAGGUUAUUUAAAUAGACUUUUUAUCCAGGUGUCUUUCAGACACCAUGCAAUACUUUCUUCUUAUUCUUUCUUUAAAAAGGGCUGGUUAGACACCUAGGUAUCGAGGUCUGCUACACUGAGUGUUGGUGAAGGACCUUGAGGAAAGGAAUGGUGUGAUUCAGCUAGUCUGCUUGUUAAAGAAGAGAUGCUCUGUCUAUAUUCAUUUGCUCUGAAAUGACUUGAAGCACUGAACCAGCUUUCCUGCCCCCUCCGGAGGGGUAACUAGCGGCCUUGAAACUGAAUUGGGUGGAAGGUCUGGAGUCCAUAUUUCCACUUCGUUUUCAUCAAAUCUGGGCCCACAGCUACUUGCAGCAUGUUUCAGUUUCCCCUUUCUCUUCUGGUGUAGGGAUUUGGGGAUCAUCCUGCAAUGUCUAUUCUUGGGUUGAACCCCACUCCCCUGCCCCCCGUCUGCUUCCCCAGUGAUACAUAGAGCCAGAGUGGGUGUUUUCCAGAGCAUAGUUUAGCAUGAUAUUGGAAGAGGUAUGUCCUGCUCCAUUUCUCAGUAGAGGUGGCUGCAGCACAAGUGAGUUGCUGCUGUCAUCUUCCCCUGUCUUACUGACCUUCGUUGAUCAGGAGGCCACUUACCCUGCUCCCAAAUUCCAGUUCACUUCCUUCAGUGGCUGUUGAGUUAGUUGAACUGGUUCACAUUGACCAACUUACUUUUUUGAAUUCUGUUUCAGUGGAAUCAGGUUAAUUAUAACUUUGAAGAAUAGCUAAGUUUUUAACAGAUUCUUGGUCAGCAACUAGAUUUCUAAGUGGUCCAUUUUGAAAAUACAGGGAUGAAAGGCUGUGCCUCAGUGGCAUUCUGGCAAAUGCUGUUGCCGUCUGUUUGACACAGGGACCUUCAGCUACUGAUCUAUAAUUUAGGUCUCCCCUCCCCAGCCUGGUACCCUCCAGGUGAUUUAGCCUACAAGUCCUAUCAGGCUUAGUUGACACAACCAUGGUGGCUGGGGCUGAUGGGAGUUGUAGUCCAAAACAUCUAGAGAGCACCAGGCUGGGGAAGACUAGUUUAGGUACUCCCUUGGUGCAAGUGAGCCAAAUAUCUCAAUCCAUAGUUGCUUUAUAACUUUUUUCUAUGGUUCAUGUAGUGAGCCCUAGCCCUCUUCAACAUUUGGGCUCCAAAUGAGAAUUGUGGAAAGAUCUGGCUUUUAAGGUAAAUGGUUCUUCAGCUAGAGUUCUAGUUUUUAUGGCACAAGUUCUUAAACCAUCAUCUUUUUGUUUGGCCUCAAUGGAAUACACCUAAACUGCUUCCUGAAAAUCAGCAUCAUAGUCCAUAUUGGGUAGCUCUUAUAAAUAAAGAAAUAUUUUAAUUUUGAUUAUCAAUUUAACAAAUGUAUUUACCUAGAUUUCAAUAAUGUGGCUUUUGAAAAAGCCAUCUGCAGAGGAUUUUCUUCCCCCCGCCCCCAGUGGGGAUUCUAUAUUGUCUAUGCAGCACCACCUUAAUCUGAAUCUUAAAUCUGUACUGUAUAAGUGGCUGGAUAAUGGAGUAUGUAUGAAAAUAGUUAAAACCUAUUCUGGUGAUCCAGACUGAUAAUUAGUUUUCAGUGUAGGAAGCAAGUCUCUCUAGAUUUUAUUCAAUUUAGGGCCAAACAAGAUAUGUAUCUUUCCAUGAAUGUGAGAAGGUAGGGAACUGCAAGUUAACCCUGUGCUUUCCUCAUUUCAGGAGGGAGGCAGCAGAAAAACAGCUAAGCCAGAUUGUGAAGGGAGAAGCACUUCACCCCUACCUCUUCUACUGUUUAAACUCACAGUGCCCGAGGCAUUGUGUGUUUUGAAAUAAAAAUGUCAGGGAAAGAUCUACAAAUACAUGUCAUGUUAGUUUGGACCUCAGUCACCUUUAGAACAGGUGACAAAACUGCCGGAGAAAGACUUAGACUGAGUGACUAUCUGGAAUGGCCAAAUAUAAGGCAGCUCUCAUGGAUUUUAUGGGGGGGGGGUGGACAGUGAGUUUGGGUCUUCUCUUUGAUAUUGAAGAUUGUCUUCUGCAAAUGCAGAAGAUGCAUUGAUGGUGUGAAACCUUCAUUGUGGCUGAAUUAAGCCUCCCCCAGCGGGGGUGGGAAGUGUCUUUGUUUUCUGCUCUCCCUAUUUUGGGCUGGGGUUUCACUUCGCUGCCAGCAGCCCAGUCUUGUCUCUUGUUAUCUCAGGGUAGACGGACAUGGUUAAUGUUCGCAGCUUCUUUGGGCUGAAAUUACAUAUCUUAAAAUAUAAGAGCGGGCCACCAAAUAAAUAAAUAAAUAAAUAAAUGCACUCCAUGAAGGAGGGAGAGAAGGGAACUAUAGCUGCUUUAAGGUCCAAAAUCUAUUGAGCAGACAACAAGUCUGGGCUUCUAAUAAAGAGAGAUGUCAACUCA